GACCGCCUUAGAAUACUAUAAAUAAAACAAGAUAAAUCCUCUAUUUCUCCUUCGAAAAGCAUCGAAAAAGUUAGGGUUUGCACUCUUCACGCGAAUCGCAAUCAUACUCUGGAAUUGAAGUAUGGGAAAGAGGAAAUCAAGAGCAAAGCCUGCUCCUAAGAAGCGAAUGGAUAAGCUUGACACCGUUUUCAGUUGUCCCUUUUGUAACCAUGGCACCAGUGUUGAAUGCCGCCUUGAUAUGAAGAACUUGAUUGGCGAAGCCUCUUGCAGGAUAUGCCAGGAAAGUUUCAGCACUGUUAUAACAGCUUUGACUGAACCAAUAGACAUAUACAGUGAAUGGAUCGAUGAAUGUGAACGGGUUAACAACCUUGAAGAUGAUGGAGAUCAGGAUGAAGGUUUGAUGCCUAGAAAACGGGUUUCAACGUCUGAGUGGGAUUAGCAAUAGCCAGGAAUGCUCUAGAACUUCAUAAGCCUGUAAUUAUGAUAGUUCCCACAGGGAAUCUGUGAUGUGCCAGCAUGCACAUUUUAACAGCAUCUUAUGAUGAAUGGCUCAAGUGAUCGAUUGUAUGGUAAGGGCUAUUAGCUAUUGUUUCAAGUUGUAUGAACAAAUUUAUGUUGAUGUAAUGCAAUAUGAAUGAUGCUUUCCAGAUUUAA
This is a messenger RNA of Durio zibethinus, 654 nucleotides long. RefSeq names its product transcription elongation factor 1 homolog. The record is from RefSeq and is a predicted model, not a curated record. Gene Ontology annotation, biological process: transcription elongation by RNA polymerase II. Gene Ontology annotation, molecular function: RNA polymerase II complex binding. Gene Ontology annotation, cellular component: transcription elongation factor complex. NCBI's taxonomy places the organism in Eukaryota, Viridiplantae, Streptophyta, Magnoliopsida, Malvales, Malvaceae.